UCCCUCUGCUGCCUAUUUCCUGCCUCAGGAGGAGGAGACAGGGGUCAAAGGUCGCCAGCGCCAGUCAGGUGAUAUUAACACAUGACGUUCUCAACCAAACCUGCUUGCGAGCCAGUGCUGAUGGACACACGGACUAACCAACAGAGGCGCGGGAGGUGUGGGUGGGCGGUCGCACGCUGGGGAGGAUCAGCCAAUGAGCGGGGACGCAGCGCCGUGGGGGUUGGAGACGGGACGUAAGGUGAGGUGAGCUUGGUUGCACGGUGUGGGAGGCUGAACUCGAGCGGUGUUGAGAGCGGGUCCGGCGGUGGGCUCUGGGUGGCUACCUUUCUUUCCCCUUUGCUCGCCCACCCAGCCGUGAUAUGUCCAUCCAGUACAGCAAUGACGAGCCGCUGGCCGGCAGCUACGGGGUGGUGGACUCUUUCCCCAAAGACUUCGGCUAUGGGGUGGAAGAGUCCGACAUGGAAGGCAGCGAGUCGCAGUCGGACAGUAAACCCCGCAUCUUGCUGAUGGGCCUCAGGCGCAGCGGCAAAUCCUCCAUCCAGAAGGUGGUCUUUCACAAGAUGUCCCCCAACGAGACACUCUUCUUGGAGAGCACCAACAAGAUCUACAAGGACGACAUCUCCAACAGCUCCUUCGUCAACUUCCAGAUCUGGGAUUUUCCCGGCCAGGUGGACUUCUUCGACCCCACCUUCGACUAUGAGAUGAUCUUCAGGGGCACCGGGGCUCUGAUCUUCGUCAUUGACGCGCAGGUAAACUGCCUGCACCCUCAUCACUGACUGAAGGCUGCCCCAGUGCACAGAGCCGCUUGAAACCAAUGAUGUAAUCUCUUUAAGAUGGAGGGGAGGGAACUGAACUUGCUCAGGUUUUUACCUCUUUCACUUGGCACUUUAGUUUACUGCACACCUCUGAGCAUUUUCAGUCAGGUCGAAUUAUGUAGCUGUAGAAUAUCUUCCCCCCCCCCCCCCCCUUUGCUUUCCUAAUUCACCUCAACAUUUGGGGGCAAUUAUUUGUUUUAUACAGCCCAACUAUUUUGAGGAAGUGUCCUGGAGUUAACUAAUUGAGUUGAGGGAGGCUUGCCAUUAGCGAACUCCAAAUCAGUUUGUGUCUCACUCAGUCUGGCAGCUGACACGUAUAGUUCUGCUUUCAUCUAUUCUUCCAUUUGCAAAGGUGAUGCAUAUUAUUUGUCUUGUGACUUGUGAUGUCAGUUUUCCAGAGAGUUUCAAAACAAUCUUUGGAAGUGCCUUGACUGCCUGCACAAGAUGCAUUGCACCUUUUGCUGUAAGAACCACAGUUAGAUUUGCAUUGCAAAUUGUUGUGUUGCAAUGGAAAUGUUAAAUUGCCAAAUUUGCUGCUUUUGUUUGUUCAUGUAAUGUGGAUGUCACUGACUAUUUAUUGCCUCAGCCCUAAUUACAGUUGAGAAGGUGCUAGUGAGCUACUGCCUUGAACUGCAGCAUUCCAUGUGGUGAAGACACUCCCAUAAUGCUGUUAUGGCAUUUUAGGAUUUUCACCUAAUGAUGCAGAGCAGUUGCAAAUAUUCAGGUUUGGAUAGUGUGGCUUUCUUGUGUGCCUACUGUCCUUUUCCUUCUGGAAAAUACAAGGUCAUGGAUCUUGUGAGGUGAUAACCAAGGAUCUUGGGUAAAUUGCUGCAGUGCAUCUUGUAGAUUAUAAACACUGCGAUGGUAUAGUGGUGUUGGAACUUUGAAUCUAAUAUCUUUCUCCAGUAUAGACAAGAAGUUAAGGACUGUUUAAUUGGUUUUGGCAGAAUGUAGACGAGCAUUAGUAUGUUAUUGCUGUGUAAGUACUGCUCGACAGAUUGUUGUCAAUUCCUGUCAUUACUUUGAGAGUAGACUUAUUGGAGAGGAAGUAUUGUUCCAGUUGAAUUUUGAGCUUUAUUUACAAAAUAUACCUAUGAGCUUUUUUUUGCUUUGCAGAUGUGGCUAUACCUGGCUAAUUUUCAACAUUGUUGGAUAGAUAUGUUUUGUAGGUGUAUUAGUUCAGCUUGACUGAAGGCUUGGCUAAUACGGGACAAUAGAUAUUUAGUACUACAGCUCGGAUGUUGUUAGGGUAUGUAAACUUAACUGUAACCAGUGUAUUCAACUGCUUUUAAACAUGUAAUGAAUUCAUUCCCUGAAGGCUGGAGUCUAGUGGAGACCUCGGGAGGAAUGGAGAGAAAUUAUCCACUUGGCACUUAGGUGAUGGUCGCAAACAAUUCAGCCUUAAAUUUUUGUGUUCAAAUUAAGUACUUCUCCAUCAUUGAAAAUCAAGAAAGCCUAGGUCUCUCUUUAGUUGAUAAUUGUCCACCAUUGUUCCCAACUGUAUGUAGCAUUACUGCAAAGUCCUGAUCUGAUCCAUUGUUUGUGAGUUUGCUUAGUUCUGUGGUACACUGCUUGCACUGUUUAGCAUGUGUGUAGCCUUACCAGGUUGGCACCUUACUUUUUACUGUGCCUGAGGUAUGCUCCUCUUGGCUCAUGACCCAAGGUUGGUCUCCUGAUUUGAGACUAUUCUGAAAGUGUACUGGACUAUGAGGUGACAUGUAAUGGUGGAAUUCAAUUCUGCUUUCUCAUACCUCAUGGAUUCACAGUUUUGAGUUGCUGGAUCUGUCCUGAACCUUCCUGAUAUAGCACAAUGAAGAAAUCUUGUGUGAAGAAAGAACUUCAUCUUCACAAGGAUUGUGUGGUGAUGAAUCUUAUUUAUUCUUUCAUUGACCUGUAUCUGUAACAGGUAGGUUGGAGAGAAUAAAUUUAUAAGUUUCUUUUCCCUGUUAGUUUUCACCACUUGCCAUUGACCUAGUGUAUGGACUAGGUUAGUGGUAGUAGCACAUGCCACCUUAAGUACAUUUGUGUCCUUGCUGUUUCUUCCAAGUGCUGUUCAACAUGGAGGAGUACAGACUCUCUUAUUUUAACUGAGGCAGGGUGGGAGGUGCUAAUCAUGAAGAUUUUGUAGCCCAUGUUUGACCUGAUGUCAUGAGGAUUCGAUAUGCGGUAACCAGCUGCACGUUAGCUAGCCUCAUAUUGGCACCUAUCAUGCCAUGUGUUCAUUAACAUUGCAUAGCUACAUCCAUU
Messenger RNA from Rhincodon typus (whale shark), 3062 nucleotides. Its product is annotated as ras-related GTP-binding protein C-like. NCBI's taxonomy places the organism in Eukaryota, Metazoa, Chordata, Chondrichthyes, Orectolobiformes, Rhincodontidae. The coding region runs from base 360 to 776 and encodes 138 amino acids. Gene Ontology annotation, cellular component: Gtr1-Gtr2 GTPase complex; nucleus; lysosome. Gene Ontology annotation, molecular function: GTPase activity; GTP binding. The record is from RefSeq and is a predicted model, not a curated record. The transcript has a single exon. Gene Ontology annotation, biological process: cellular response to amino acid stimulus; cellular response to starvation; regulation of autophagy.